AUGUGUGGAAUAUUUGGAUACGUAAAUUUUCUAGUUGAUAGAACUAGGGGAGAGAUUAUCGAUAAUCUUAUUGAAGGUCUUCUGAGAUUGGAAUAUAGAGGUUAUGAUUCCAGCGGAAUAGCUAUCGAUGGAGACAAAAAGGGCGAAACAGUAAUCAUAAAGAGUACAGGAAAGGUUAAAGUUUUGAAAGAGGAAAUUGAAAGGCAAAAAGUCGAAAGAUCGACUGUUUUUGAUAAUCAUGUAGGAAUCGCUCAUACCAGAUGGGCUACCCAUGGUCAACCUCGGUAUGAGAAUUGCCAUCCUCAUAGAUCAGACCCUUCAGGAGAAUUUGUAAUUGUCCACAAUGGUAUUAUUACGAACUAUAGGGCUUUAAGAAUUUUGUUAUUGUCAAAAGGCUUUGAAUUUGAAUCUGAAACGGAUUCAGAAUGUAUUGCUAAAUUGUUCAAGCACAUUUAUGAUACCAGUUUGAGAGCUGGAAUCUCCUUGGAUUUCAAUGAGUUGACCAAACAGGUGCUAUAUGAAUUGGAAGGCUCUUAUGGAUUAUUGGUAAGAUCUACACAUUAUCCAGGUGAGGUAUGUGGAACUCGUAAAGGUUCGCCUUUGUUGGUCGGUGUUAGAACUGAAAAGAAACUUAAGGUUGAUUUUGUUGAUGUUGAGUUUCCGGAGAACAACUCUGAGCCAAUUUCUUACUUGAAUCCGGCAAGUGACACUGGAUUACUUGCUGUCGCUGCAGGUGAGGCAAGUUUGAGAACCUCUCAAUCUAGAGCCUUUCUUUCAGAGGAUGGUAUUCCUAUGCCAGUAGAAUUCUUUUUGUCUUCGGAUCCUGCUUCUGUCAUUCAACAUACUAAGAAGGUUUUAUUUUUAGAAGACGAUGAUAUCGCUCAUAUCUAUGAUGGUGAAUUACAUAUUCACAGAGCUAAAAAACAAGCUGGCGAAUCUACUACUAGACAAAUUCAGACCUUGGAGAUGGAAUUAAAUGAAAUUAUGAAAGGUCCAUAUAGUCAUUUUAUGCAGAAGGAAAUCUUUGAACAGCCGGACUCUACCUUCAAUACUAUGAGAGGAAGAAUUGAUUUUGAGACAUCAAAGGUGACAUUGGGUGGGCUUCAGUCGUGGUUAACAACAAUCAGAAGAUGUCGAAGAAUCAUUAUGAUUGCUUGCGGUACUUCUUAUCAUUCUUGUUUGGCAACUAGGUCAAUCUUUGAAGAAUUGACUGAAAUCCCAGUCGCCGUUGAGUUGGCUUCGGAUUUCUUAGAUAGAAGAUCACCUGUUUUCAGAGACGAUACUUGCAUUUUUGUUUCUCAGUCGGGGGAGACUGCAGAUUCAAUAUUGGCUUUGCAAUAUUGCUUAGAAAGAGGAGCUUUAACUAUUGGUAUUGUGAAUUCUGUUGGCUCUUCAAUGUCAAGACAAACUCAUUGCGGUGUUCACAUUAAUGCAGGUCCUGAGAUUGGAGUCGCCUCUACGAAGGCUUAUACCUCUCAGUAUAUAGCAUUAGUCAUGGUUGCAUUAUCUCUUUCAAAUGAUUCAAUUGCAAGGAUUGAACGUCAUAGAGAAAUUAUCAAAGGGUUGCAGAAAAUUCCCGAGCAGAUUAAGACUGUUUUGAAAUUGGAAGAACAAAUCAAAAAAUUAUGUGACAGUACAUUGAAUGAUCAAAAGUCUUUACUUUUACUAGGUAGAGGGUAUCAACAUGCCAGCGCUUUAGAGGGAGCCUUAAAGAUAAAAGAAAUUUCUUAUAUGCAUUCCGAAGGUGUUUUGGCAGGUGAAUUAAAACAUGGUGUCUUGGCUCUUGUUGAUGCUAAGUUGCCAAUUAUUGCAUUUGCAACCAGAGAUUCCUUGUUCCCUAAGGUCAUGUCUGCAAUUGAGCAAGUUAUAGCCAGGGAAGGUAGACCAAUCAUUAUCUGUAAUGAGGGAGAUGAUAGAGUUGCAGCCACUAAAGCUUUCUGUACCUUACAAGUUCCAGAGACUGUGGACUGUCUACAAGGUCUUUUGAACAUUAUCCCCUUACAAUUGAUGAGUUAUUGGUUAGCCGUUAACAGAGGUAUUGAUGUUGAUUUUCCACGUAACUUGGCCAAGUCGGUUACGGUCGAGUAA
Molecule: messenger RNA, 2088 nt
Organism: Priceomyces carsonii
Lineage: Eukaryota; Fungi; Ascomycota; Pichiomycetes; Serinales; Debaryomycetaceae
Gene: GFA1
Product: glutamine--fructose-6-phosphate transaminase (isomerizing)
Exons: 2
Coding region: 1-2088 (695 amino acids)
Biological process (GO): UDP-N-acetylglucosamine metabolic process; protein N-linked glycosylation; fructose 6-phosphate metabolic process
Molecular function (GO): carbohydrate derivative binding; L-glutamine:D-fructose-6-phosphate transaminase (isomerizing) activity
Source: RefSeq, a predicted model, not a curated record